This is a messenger RNA of Marchantia polymorpha subsp. ruderalis, 1159 nucleotides long. Lineage: Eukaryota; Viridiplantae; Streptophyta; Marchantiopsida; Marchantiales; Marchantiaceae. The record is from the annotation of a GenBank genome assembly.
GUGCAUAAUCAAUCACGCUCAAAGCUUUUAUAACUGUCAAGUGGCUCCAAUAUGCCGAAAAUUUACAAGUAUGAGCUGACGUUGCUCAAAUUCUAUUUACACGAACAUAUGUACCAUCCAAUUCCUAUGCUAGAAUUCUGCUCGAUGGCUACGAACAUCCGUUCCACCCUGCCGAGCAUUGUACAAUCUUGCGCAACUCCCAAAGAUGGCUCCUCGGUGCUGAACAAUAAUAUACAGAGGACAGAAGCAGCAGCCAGUCCUCGUGUUCGACGAAGCUGCUGCGCCUGUAUCUCACAUUGUAAUCAUAAAGCUCGGUUAUAAACCCCGAACUCAUAGUACUCGCAACGUACUAGUUUCUAUACUCGCCUCUCAUCUUCGUCCUCUGACAGCACGACUCAGACAACGCCCUCCCUCCCUCCCUCCCUCCCUCCCUCCCUCGCCCUUGGCGCGUUACCAAAAAGGUGGGUACAAGACCUUGAAGGUUUCGAUCGCUUCCUCGCUCUUUCGAGCCGAAACGAGCCCCAGGCCCUGAUUUUGUUGCCAUCGUUCGAUGGAGGUCAGAGAAUCGUCCGAGUAGAGGAGCUCGGAAGCGUCGGACGCUCCUUUCGACCCAUACUCAAGAGCGGGCUUCAAAUCGCCCGUGAGAUCCGCAGGCACCCCAUCCGUGUAGCACGUGCUGACGAAUUCGGACACUGUUAUUUGAGCGGAUAGGAGCUUGCCGAAUGCUGAGAUUGCCACGCGCAUAUUGUCCAUGGACCCUGUGAUCGGUGCCAAAUCACCCCGUCUCUGCACUGCCGUCUCUCGGAGCGACCGAUGACUGAAUUCAAUCGACCGCUUCCCGUUCCGAUCAACAAUCGCUUCUCGGUCUUCAGGUUCUAACACUCUGGAGAGUAUGCGCACACCUCGUGGCAGCUGCAAUGGAGAAGGAUCGAUGAAAGCGAGUAAUUUCUCGUCGAAAUUCAGAAGAAAUCGGCGAUUCGACCAGACUGAGCUCAAUGUAAGCUGGUUUCGCCCACUCGGAGAAUCAAAAUCCCAGCGUUGCACUGACUCCUGCGAUCAAUCCCCGAGCGCCAGGGAGCCCGAAGCAAAUGUACACCCACUGAAAAGAAUCUCGGAGCGACAGAACGAAACGUGCUCGAAAUCGCCACACCAAAGCUGA